AUGACCCCAACACUUUUUUCUAUUGUUUCUGCAUUUUACUCCAGUCUAAUAGGCCUCGCCCUUAAUCGAUCACACCUAAUUCUUGCCCUUUUAUGCCUGGAGGGAGCAAUACUUUCAGUCUUUCUUAUACUCUCCAUGUGAUCAGCCUUCCAAGGACCCUACUCAAUCGCAGGCACCCCAUUAAUUUUACUCGCCUUAGCUGCCUGUGAAGCAGGCACGGGCCUGGCACUGAUAGUCGCCACAGCACGAACUCAUGGGGCCGACCAUCUAAAAAGCUUAAAUCUUCUACAAUGCUAA
Protopterus annectens (West African lungfish) is the source of this 297-nucleotide messenger RNA. Lineage: Eukaryota; Metazoa; Chordata; Ceratodontiformes; Protopteridae. The record is from the annotation of a RefSeq genome assembly.